GUCAUCAUAAAUACAUUCAUGGCCCGAUGGAUUCUUUACUGAUAUUUUUGUUAUGUUCUGGUUUGGUGUUGUUGCAUUUCAUCUGUGGUGUAAGGAACUCCCAUGAAAUGUGUUUAUAUAUAUAUAGGGUGCUUGAGUGUAGACUCAUUUUACUGUUUUAAUUUUUCAUUGCCACAACUACAGGACAGGUUGUACGAAGAGCGAGAUAAGAGAUUGCAGUUUGAUGACCGCUCCCACGACAACAAUCCACCUCGAGCAGACGACAACCACCACCACUAUUCGGGUACUCGAUUGGAGGAUUGAAGAGGAGCACUCUUGGGACUUUCGUCUGCCUUGGAUUUAUUAUCCUCUGCUGCUCGAUCACCUCAAUGAUAGUAUCAUUGAUCCUUUUGAACAGAGACCAAACUUCGUCAUCCGUGGCCGAGUCUUUAACAGCCACAACGACUACAGUGACGUCGAUCCUGACAGAGUCCACCACACUUUCUGCCAACGAAUCCUCGAAUAGCACAGGGAAUACUUUGACGACCUUCGACCUCACAUCAUCGUCCUCAGAUUUUAACGCCACAUUGACAUCACCUACUUCCAACGUCACUUCGUCGCCAUUUACGUCUAAUGUUACGUCCUCGCCAUCUACGUCUGACGUCACGUCCUCGCCAUCUACGUCUGAAGUCACGUCCUCGCCAUCUACGUCUGGCAUCACAUCCUCGCCAUCUACGUCUGAUGUCACUUCCUCGCCAUCUACGUCUGAAGUCACUUCCUCACAAUCUACUUCUGACGUCACGUCCUCGCCAUCUACGUCUGAAGUCACUUCCACACAAUCUACUUCUGACGUCACAUCCUCGCCAUCUACGUCUGAAGUCACGUCCACACAAUCUACUUCUGACGUCUCAUCCUCGCCAUCUACGUCUGCAGUCACUUCCUCGCAAUCUACGUCUGACGUCACGCCCUCGCCAUCUACGUCUGCAGUCACUUCCUCACAAUCUAUAUCUGACGUCACACAGUGACCAUCUACGUCUCACUUCACACCCUCAUUCCCUACAAUCAUUCCCAGUUCUUCAAACACCACUAACAUCACACUCAUAUAAAUGCCAGCUCCGUCAGAAGCCACACCCACCAAGACCACUUCUCCCGAUUUAUCUACACUUUCAGCGAUAGAUACGACACACACAUCGCCAGCUUCAUCAAGCCUAUCUGCCCUAAAUGUGUCAUCACCAUAAGAAACUACUGUCCCAACAACGCCCAACAGGACACUGGAUGCUCAUACUUAUAAUACAGAUCAUGUGACUACUUCUGCUACUGAUGACGGUCAUCCUCAGGCCACUGUGGUCAGUACCAGACACCAUUCAUCCACAACA
This is a messenger RNA of Pomacea canaliculata, 1355 nucleotides long. Its product is annotated as cell wall protein DAN4-like. The record is from RefSeq and is a predicted model, not a curated record. The transcript has 2 exons. NCBI's taxonomy places the organism in Eukaryota, Metazoa, Mollusca, Gastropoda, Architaenioglossa, Ampullariidae. The coding region runs from base 369 to 1004 and encodes 211 amino acids.